AUGGCGAACCGAGGCUACGAUGUCGUAGUAGAUGUGGAUGCAGAGGGCGACCUUGGCCACACUGACCUACAAGAAGACCUCGAAUUCCACCCUUCCAACUUUGAAAAUGACCAAAGAACUGCCAAAGUCCAAAAUGACUCCGCCCCGUUCCUGAGCGGCGGGCCAUCGCGCCGUGACCGGUCCCCUGGCGGUACGCCGACCAAGCACAGCUGGUGGUCUCUGCACUAUUACGAGCGCUUUUUUGAUGUCGACACGAACGAGGUCUUCCGCCGCUGUGUGGCGACAGUGUAUCCGCGCACCAACUUCCUCGAUGUGCUAGAGGGUAACGCAGACUUGUACGGACCGAUCUGGAUCGCGACUACGGUGGUGGUCAUCCUGUUUUUGACGGGCACUAUCUCGCAAUGGCUGUCAAAUAAGGGCGACAAGCACUUCGAGUAUGACUUCACGCUGCUGUCGGGCGCAGCUGGUCUAGUGUACGGAUACACGGGUCUCUUGCCUGUUGCCCUGUGGGGUGCGCUGCGUUGGUUCGGCAGCUCGACGGCUGACCUUAUUGAGUGCUGGGCUCUGUAUGGGUACUCCAAUCUGGUCUGGAUUGCCGUUGCACUGGUUAGCUGGAGUCCGUUGACUGCGCUUAACUGGGCGCUUGUUGGUGUUGGCUUUGCUUGGAGUGUCUUCUUCCUUCUGCGGAACUUAUAUCCCGUCUUGAAUGCUACUGAUGCGAAGGCCAGCAAGAUCCUCUUGAUCUUGGUUGUUGUGCUACAUGCGGCACUGGCUACUGCUAUCAAGGUGCUUUUCUUUGCCCAUGGGAGCCCCGUGUCAAAGAAGAACAAGGACACGGAUCACGACGAAAAGAAGAUUGACGACAACAAAGGGAUGAUGUUCCGGGCAUAG
This is a messenger RNA of Penicillium digitatum Pd1, 891 nucleotides long. Its product is annotated as Yip1 family protein. Gene Ontology annotation, biological process: vesicle-mediated transport. Gene Ontology annotation, molecular function: small GTPase binding. Gene Ontology annotation, cellular component: membrane; Golgi apparatus. NCBI's taxonomy places the organism in Eukaryota, Fungi, Ascomycota, Eurotiomycetes, Eurotiales, Aspergillaceae. The record is from RefSeq and is a predicted model, not a curated record.